AUGGCGCCUGUAGCCGAACCAAAGAAAGAGAAAGAAACUUCCGACAAGAAAGAGGACACGAAAUCCAAAGAUGGAACCAAGAAAGAAGAAGAGCCCGAGUUGGUAAGCACAUUUCAUUAGCUUUUUACAAACGUCUUUUGGGGUUUCGCUGAAAAAUACGACAAAGCCUUAACUUUUGACAAUGACUCAUCAUGACCAAGUUUUCCUCGCAGAGCACAACGUCAAUUUUCUUUUUCAGUUAUAAAAGAAAGGUUUCCUUUUUCAUUCUUUCAGAGCGAAGAGGAUAGACAGCUUCAAGAGGAGUUAACAAUGCUGGUCGAAAGGUUGUCGGUAGGUAUUUUACGAAGAUACUUUGUGAGACGUCCCUUUUGGCAAAUUCGGUACAGUAUGUGGCCCUCGGUCCGCCGUGUCCAGGUUAGGCUUUUGUACAUUAUGCUAGCAUUUUUUCGAGCAUUUUAGUGAGGCAAAAGCAUUGAGCAUUAUGCGACCAUUUUAGUGGCAUUUUCCCCGGAAAAUUAAUUUUUCCGAGAAAAUAAAAUAGAAAUUAACUUUUUUCGAAGACUAAAACUCAAAAUUACAAGAAACCUAAUACAGCUGUUUUUUUGGCUGUAUUUAUGAACUUGUAGAGGUUGUCGUUUUUACUUGCAACACUUGCACGUUUUUGUAAGUGUAAACUUUGAAAUUAAUUUAAAAAACCGUUUGUAUAAUGAGCAUUAACUGAGCAUUUUAGUGACUUUUUUGGGAAGACCGAGCAUUUUAGUAGGAAAAAUGGAGCAUUAAGGUGGAGCAUUUUAGUAGGGAAGCAAAAGCAUAAUGUACAAAAGCCUAGUCCAGGUUGGUCCACGACUUUUCCGAAAAUGACAAAAUAUUUCGUAGAGAAAAAAAUGCGGAGAAAAAUGAAAGAUCCUGUGAUUUUCUGAUUAGCAAUCCUUUCAUGUGACGAAGUUUCGGCUUUCUUGCUGUGCACGAAGGCGAAAAUUAUAGUUUGUUGAUAGGUACAGUCGAACCUGUAUUAAGCGGCAUGGUAAUAAGCGGUCAUCCUCUAUCAAGAGGUUAGUUUUCAAAGUCCCGAAACUUACUUCCCUUGAUGUACUGUAAUUUCGAGCUCUAUUUAGUGGUCACCUUUUUUAAGAGGCUGUCCGCGUAAGAACCGAUAAGGCAAAUUUCGGUCUAUCACGGAUUGCCCUGAUUUUUUCAGUGGAAGAUAACUAUCCUAUCACAUGAAGAAAUAUCACAUUUAUUUGGACCAACUCAAUUUUUUCUCUAUUUUACAGGAAGAUUUUCUCGGUCACCUAAAACUAGCCAGUUUGCCGUCGGAAGUGGUGCGAUAUUGCUGAAACUUUAGGGCUCUGUCAAACCUACCUUACAUGGCCGAAUAAGCUGAUUAUUUUACACACAAAAGUUUUAACUCUGAUCAAUAGUUUCAAGGUUUAAUGGUUGCAUUCUGUGGAAAGUUGGCUGGGAUAUGUUUUUUUUAAAAUGACCUUUAACUUGCUCAGGAGGAAAAGUAAUUUGCAUAACUAGAGCUGAACGGUAAUUUCGCAAAAGUGGCACCUGACCCAGACUCAAGUCUAUGAUAAAUCAGAAGUACUAAGACCAGUCUACUUCUUAAUGCAAUAAAAUUUGUGGGCACUCUUCUUUGCGUGCCGUGCAAAGUUCCGUUAAUGUUCCAAAAUUCGCCAUUUUGAUAGCAAAGCUGGAAUUGUAACGGGUCCGCAUCUGAUCGACUAAUUUCCACAGCUUUAACGUUUCUAGAUAUCACUAAAUGUCAUUAGACCCUUUAAAUGUUGGACGUUUGAAAACAUGUGGAGAAAACUUAGUAAUCGCUUUUCCUUGGGUCUUUUUCUUGUCGACGAUGAACGUGACUUCGUUCUCCGUAUGCAAAUUAGCCGUGAUGCGUUGUUUCAACAAAUUGACAGGAAAUAUAAUCCUUGCAUUUCACAUUUCUAAGGGGAAAAAUAACUCUCCUUUCCACAGAAAAACACAAACCAUGACUUAGAAUCCCCUAAGGUCUGCUUUUUUUUAACGAGGAAGAAGCAGCUGAAUAAUAUAUCAUGAUAUAUGUUUGCGUGGCUUAAAAUAAUUCAAUUACUGUGGUCUGUCAUGCAUUCCUAAAGAGGGGUGGUCGAUUAGAAAACAAUAGCGUUGUGUCCAUCAAUUCUAUAAUAUUAUCAUCUUUUUUUAAAUGAUAGUUAUUGAUAAUAAUAAAAAAUAAGAGUUCACUUGCAAGGUAAGUCCUCUUGUCAGCACACGAAAAUUUUUGGGCACUCCUUUUUGCGUGCUUAAAAAAUAGCGUUAACGUUGAAAGUUUUAUUAUGAUAUUUGCUUAUCAGGAGAAGGCAGAUCUUUGUACAUGGCACUAAGAUAAAAAAAAUGCCCCACACGUUUUCUAUCUUAAAUUAGCAGUAAAUUUCAGUUUCAUUCAAAGAUCUUUAAAACGUUUAUCGGCAGCAGAAUGAAACGGGAAAAAUAGUUCCUUUUUUCAGUGAAUAAACGCAGAAGGGAGUAUCUUUUUAGUUUUUGUUAGGGUAUAACAUCCGAAUUCCAACCAUGAUCUUGUUUUGGUUUCAAUGUGAUUGAAUUAUAAUGCAACAGGUUCCAGUUUCAAAUAUAAUUAUGUCAAUGAAAUCGCGAAAGAGAUCAAUUGUGAAAAAUGGCUUUUUCGGCCAUUUCAUCAAGCAGUUCUUCCGCGAGAUCGUAGACAGAGCGAGGUCCCAGUAGGGGUGUGGAGGAAUAUCAUUUAUGCACUCUGUGACCAACACAUAUUACGUCGCACUUAGCCAGCUGUCACUUGUCUAAGUGUAGCAAGUGUAGCAAAGACAAUGAAAAUGAGCUCAUUUUAGUGAGAGUACGUGUUCGAGGCUUGGUGGGUAUUCGAACUGAAAUGUCAAUCUGCCCAAGGCACAGACACUAAAUAGACCCGCCUCCCCUCAGGCUAACACUAAAAUGACAAUCUGCCCAAGGCACCGAACACCUACUUGGCAGGUUUUUGCGAGCGCCAAGGUCUUGUUAGGCUCGAUUGUAAGCCGCUGUUCUGGAAAAUGAGCCCCCAACGGACGGGAGACGGCGGAAAUCGAGCCUAAGGUCUUGUCAAUAACCCGGUCACACUCUGGAUCAUACUGGCAAAAUAACUUCUGUGGCAGGAAGACAUGUCGUAAAUUUGCAGAUAGCCAGCGAAAUAAGUCAAAGUUUUGUUCCAUCGGCGUAAGUAUCAUUCUUUUUUUUCUUCGUGCAAAAAAAAAAGUCUCUUAACGCACAGAGAUAUUCUGAUUUCUCUAUUUCACAUUUCAUCUUGCGAUGUUUUCUGAAGUUCGUUUCCAGUUUAUUUGAGCUUGCAAAGAUAGUUUUUAUUUCUAUUUUUUUGACAGCAGUGUAUCUUGCCCUAAUCAAUUCUUACCUUUAAAAUGCUAUACAUACCGGUUAAUCCGUGUGUUGUAAAAGAUAGUUUUCUGAUGAUUGUUUGAAGAGCAUUAUAAAUGGAAAAAAAAGAACUUUCUACACGGAGUCAGGAUCCAACCUCGUCCCCAUGGCUUUCCCGCCCAUGCCAUUUUCUAAGAAGAAUGUCCUGGGGACGAGGCUAGGAGUGAUUGUGGUCGACGUGUCGUAUAGCCGAUUUUCUCCUCCUGUCGCAAGAAACUUGAAAAAUCUUGACGCUUGGGUCGAGAAGAGUACGAUUGAACAGUCAGCAACCAUGUCCACACAUUUGCCGGAGAGGAUUAUUGGACAAGAUUUCUCUGUUUUUUGUUUUGAUAUCGUUUUCAUUAAGUCUUCAAAAAUGCCUCCAGAUUGCUGUUUUUUUUUUUUUUGUUUUUUUUUUUUUUGUAUUUAUACCCUCUUGACCAAUGUGCUCCAUCUCAUCUCUCCAUUUUUAACCUACCUUACCAUCCACCCUCUCUCCCCACUGUUCCACCUCUACUUUUACAAGCAUUUGUACUUAAGGGGUGAAAUUUCUCCCGUGUAUAUUAAUUUCUGAAAAAUUAAGUCCUUCUACUUUUUCCUUAAAUUCUUAAACUUAGUUCAUUUUUCUUUAAGAACCGCCAAAGAUGCUGCUAAGGCUGCAAUAAAGCGCACUCGCCCUUUCAUAUACUUCAUCUAGUGAAAUGCCCACCUUUCUUAUACCUGAAUCCUGAAAAGAUACUCCUUUGGGGCGGAACCUCCCGUAUAAGCCAUCAUAGGGAGUUCCCCCACCCCUGUUCCAAUUCCGUGCUCACCUAUUGCCAGCCCAUGUUGGACUCUAGGCCCGUUUGAGUCAACACGUAAACAUAGUCCUAGGUGUAUACAAGUUGAACUUGACCAUAGAGAUCUGUUGCAAGAAGACAAGGAGUUCGAAAGGCAAAAGCUUAUUGCCGAAAUCACUGAAGAAUUGAGACCACAACACCCUCAACCAGAAGCUUUCAACCUAUGUGUAUGUCAAAGGAAGAACAACCUAGUCAGUUCAACGUGGUAAUGCUAAAAAAAUCUUGUGUCACUUUAAAAUACCAUUCAAAUCCAGGGAAAGAAAGGGAGACCUAAUUGACAAACUUUCGCCUUUUCAUACAAGAUUGCAAGUGCUUUUCUCCAUCAGCUCAGGAGUGAACAUAGGGAUCCUUAAUUUAGUGUGAUUAACAGCCGGCAAAAACUUUUGGGAUUUAACAGGAGACGGACAGUCAAUUUUCUGCAUGCCAUUCCUCAUUUUUACUGAAAUGUUGUUAAUUGGCGAUAAACACAAUGCUCUGUUAAUACCACCCUAAGGUUUGUAGGGUAGCCUAUAGUUAGCUAGGGAUUUAGGAAAUCUGUAUGCUGCUUUAAGGACUUUGCAGGCGUGGUCCUGUGGUGUCGCACGGUAUUUCUGAAGUUGUUUUGCAGCUAUUUCCAAAUAUUAAUAGUUAAUUCUGUAAUUGAAAAUAUUGUGCUAGUGCUCGUGAAUGAGAGUGGCCGUGUCCAAGUGACUACUUUGUAGCUAAUUGUCGGUAUUACACCAUGGGCUGUCAUAUUAAACCCCAUCCUCACGGUGGCGCCCGGGGAUACUGACUCAGUUAAAACGGUCGUAGAAUGAAUAAAUACAACAGCACGGUAUUUCCCACCCAGUAAAGAAUCGAAUUAACAUUGAUUAAAUUGUAUGAUUAUCAAUAACUAUCACUUCAAAAAAAUAUAAUCAGAUAAAAGAACUGAUCGAUACACGGCCACUCUCGGGAAUGCGUGACGGGCCACAGCAAUUAAAUUAUUUUAAUUCACGUAAACAUGUCUUCUUCUACUGCUUCGUCCUCGUAAAAGAAACAGACCUAAGGGGAUUCUAAGUCAUAUAUCGCUCGUGUUUUUCCGUGGAAAGAAGAGAUAUUUUUCCCUUAAAAAUGUGAAAUAUAAGCAGUUAUGUUUCCUGUCAAUUUGUUGAAACGACAUCUAAGGCUAAUUUGCAUACGGAGAAUGAAAUCGCGUUCUGAUCGUCGACAAGGAAAAAAAAAAAUCAAGAAAAAGCAAUUACCAAGUUUUCUCCUCAUGUUUUCAAAAGUCCAACAUUUAAAGGGUCUAAUGACAUUCGGUGAUAACUAGAAACGUUAAAACUGUGGAAAUUAGUCGAUCAAAUGGGGACCGUUACAAUUCCAGCUUUGCUGUCAAAAUGGCGAAUUUUGUAACAUUAACGGAACUUUGUACAGCGCGCAGAGAGAAGAGUGCCCACAAAUUUUAUUGCAUUAAGAAGUAGACUGGUCUUAGUACUUCUGAUUUAUCAUAGACUUGAGUCUGGGUCAGGUGCCACUUUUGCGAAAUUACCGCUCAGCUCUAGUUAUGCAAAUUACUUUUCCUGCUGAGCAAAUUAAAGGUCAUUUUAAAAAAAUCAUAUCUCAGCCAACCUUCCACAGAAUGCUACCAUUAAACUUUGACACUGUUAAUCAGAGUUAAAACUUUUGUGUGUAAAAUAAUCAGCUUAUUCGGCUAUGUAAGGUAGGUUUGACAGAGCCCUAAAGUUUCAGCAAUAUCGCACCACUUCUGACGUUAAACGGGCCAGUUUUUGGUGACCGAGGAAAUCUUCCUGUAAUAUAGAGAAAAAAUCGAGUUGGUCCAAACAAAUAUGAUAUUUCUUCAUUUUAUAGGAUAGUUAUCUUCCACUGAAAAAAUCAGGACAAUCUGUGAUACACCGAAAUUUGCCUUAUCGGUUCUUACGCGGACAGCCUCUUAAGCGGUUGCGGUCACCAUUUGCGAAGUCCCAACGGGACUUUUUCUGAUCUGUUGUCUUGACCUGUAUUAAACGGUCACACGGUGUCAAUUAUUUGUUCAUACAGUUUCAAAUAAUGUAACAUGCGAGAGAUCUAAUUCUUUGAACUGAAUUUCUUGCAACCUGUAUUAGGCAGUCACCCUGUAUAAGCAGUCACUUAGCCACUCCCUGAGAAUAACCGCUUAAUACAGGUUCCACUGUAGGUUAAUUUGUCUUUCUUGAAGUUUGGACUUAUGCAGCGCCGAAAAUUACAUGGUCAUGUUUACUUAGCUUGUGAAUAAAUAAAAUGCAACAGAAAGAUGUGCCUUUUUGCAGAACAGGUUUUCAGAUCAACCUAUUUUUGCUGUUGGAAGCAUAUUGCUGCAGACUGUGAGAAUUUUUGUUUUAUCGACUCUCGAAAAAAAUCACCAAAUGUUGCUUCGUGGUCCUUGGUCCUCGACCCAUGACCUUGGUUGAAUAAAAAAUAAAAAGAGCAGCCCUUGUUUUCAAAAAAUGUUUUGAAAAUCUUUCCUAUACAUGUCUACAAGUUCUCUUUUUUUAAUACCUCAAAUACAUAUGCAUACAGAGUUUGAAGUAAUUAUUUUUGACAGUGCUGAAAACCACUUGUGUGGGAGACUCCAGGGAGACUGUUGCCUGAAGUCUUUGAAAGAAAAGCAGAUUAUUUUAUACUCAAAACAUCUUCAAAAAAAACUAUAGCUUUAUUGCACCAAGAAUGGAAAAAAUAUAUAAUAUGUUGUGAAAAUCACAUUUUCAUUUUUGUGCUGUUUACCACACAUUUGUGGAUUAUCAUUCGGCAGUUCACAAUAAAAGUACCCGUUAAAACAGCCAAACAAUCAAUAAGUGCUGCUCUUGAUUAAGCAAUGCCUCUUUCUUUAUUAGAGGAAACAGCUUCACAAUCUUCAUAAAAUUAAUGUGGUUCCUAGAUUACAGUUGUAGAAUGAUCACUGCCAUAUUAUUUGACAGAUAGCAGAGUAGCAUUUCAAAUUUUAUAGCAGGUCAUAGUAAGACAUUGAUAGUCUAGGAGAAACAAACUAGAGCAUUCCCACAUUUCUUAAUAAAAUGAUAUUAUUAUUCAACAGGAAUCCAAUGUAUCGUUACACAAACCGGCACUGGAAGCCCUUAGAUCACAAAUCAGAGCAAGCACAAGCUCAAUGACGUCAGUUCCUAAACCACUGAAAUAUCUCAGACCACAUUUUGCUACACUGAAAGAGAUUUAUGUCGAGUGGGGUGAUGGUGAAAAUAAGGUACAUUGUAACUGUGAUCUUUAGUUUUUUUAUUUAAGGAAAUGGCAGGAAUGGGACUCAUAUGUCUAACGCGAGUUGCCAUCCCCACCCUAUCCCACAACCUGUAAAGGUUGGCCACACCACUGGGUUUUGUCUCCUACUAGCGUUGUCACAAAUUUCUUCUUUUGUUUUGUAAGCUGUCUUUUUUAAGGCAAGUAAUUUUUAAAGCACAGUGUGUAACAAUCAGAAUUUUUUUGUUGGCAGCAUUACAGUAUACUGAAAUUAAAAUAUAGUCAUUCUAUUUUACAGCACAAUGAGGGCUAAAAGAAAUAUGCAUUUUUAAACAACAGCCAUAUUAACUGCCACAGAAAUUACACAAACAGGAUAUUUAUACAAAUACAUGUACUCACGUGUUCAGAUUGAUCGAUUGAUCGAUUGAUCGAUUGAUCUUUGUGUCCUACGGCAUGUAUGCCAUGAAUUAUUUUGCGUCUUUGGGGAUUUUUAUGUGUCAGGGACACAGGACGUAGAGGUAACAACAUCACUGUUGCUAUAAAUACCAGUUGCCAAGGGUAAAUAACAGAAAUUAUUUUAUAUAAAUAAGACAGAGUGCUUAAUGUAUAGCUUCUCCUUCAUGAAUGGGCUCUUUGCACAAUGUGGUCACAUUAUACGAAAGACACCUUGCUGGAUGGCGAACGAUGUGGUAUGACCAUGACAAGAAAAGAUAUUAGCUUUUUGAUUGAUGUAAUCUUUUUGUUUUUCUUGCUCUUUUGCAUUGUUUGCCAUCCAACAAGGUGUUAUUUUGUACCAUGUAACUGUUUUGUGUAAUGGUCCCAUUAUGUGGUGGUUCAGUUUGUCUUUUUUUUAUUAUUCCUUUUUUUUCUUUGUAUUGGGGUAAAGUAAUGUGUUUGGCGAUUCAUUUGAGUGCAAUAAUGCUGAGUGUAUAGCUACUCCUACUUGUAUGCAGAGAAAAAAGGGACAAAGGUAGCUGUUUUUUCUGUAUUGUAGCGAUUCCUGGCUGACAUCAUCUCAGUUCUUGGAAUGACGAUUAGUGAAGGUCGUGAAUGUCUGAAAUUCAGGAUGCUUGGGUCCAAAGAAGAACUAGAAUCAUGGGGACAUGAAUAUGUCAGGUCAGGGUUAAAACUACAAUGUACUGUAUUAUAGUGCUUCAACCCUCUAAGCUCUCCUAUUCACAAAAAAUUCUUAAGACUGAUCUCUUACACAUUCCUUAAAGAAUUAGUGGAGUGAAUUUGAUAAAAGAUCAAAGUAUAUCCCCUAGGUGAUCAUUUGCUUCUCACGGGAGUGUGUUAGUUAAAGCUGCAUUAACUAAAGUAUAGACUGGAUGUAAGUACAUUGUACACGACUGUACACCUUACUAUCUCUGGUGAUCUACUGCUGUACAGUAUACAUGUAACAUUUUCCAUUUUUUAUUGAAGCCUUACAGAAUAAUAACAAAAAGCAGUCAGCUAGUCCAGACUGCACCAAGAAAAAGGAAAAAAAAAUUACUGGACAUAUCUAAAGCAAGCCCAGUCAUAAAUUCUGUUUCUGUCCAAAAUUUAAUGAACACUGUUAGUUCCAUGUAUUAACCAAGUAUAAUCCAAGGUGUGUUACAUGUUUCAGUAAAGCUUGUUUUCCCAUUUUGAGCCCAAACUUUGCAUCUUCUCUCAAAGGCGGGCUUUUCCUUUUAAUAUUCCCUUCUGUUUGAUCUAACACGAGCCUGAGGAGCAUACAUGUAUUAUUGAGUGUACGCCAAGUUGUAAUUCUGUUUUGCCGAGAAAACAAGAGCUUUGGGUAUCCUCAUAAAUUAUACCCAGGAGAAGGCAGUCUGGUCAGGAAAACUGGUGGAGAGAAAAUGUUUUAAAAACAGCAUAAAGAGCCUAGCCAUCUUUUAAAAAUUUUCAUUGUACUGUUCCUCCCAAUAUGAUUGACUGCCCCAGGGUCUCUAAGGAUGGGCUUUAGGAAGCUUUGCAAAGGAUUUGAAUAGAGAAUUUGUUUUCCUGAUAUUAAUAUUGUCACAUCAAAUUUUAACCAUAUAAAUUAUGACUUGAAUUCCCUCUCAGUACCACAGAUAAAUCUCUGAUGGGCUUGUUUUUAAUUUCCCCUUUUUGAACCACAAAAAAUUAGGAGGUCAGGCAUUUGUUUUGGAACUAUCAUUUUAUUUCGUCAAAUCCACAGACACUUGGCCGAGGAGAUCCGUGGAGAGUAUAGUGAAAGAAUGGAUAAGGGGGAAACAGUAGAAGACCUGGUUAAUCUUGCUAAAGAAAUAAUACCAUACAACAUGCAGCACAAUGCAGAGACUGAGGCAUGUGACUUGCUGAUGGAGAUUGAACGUCUGGAUUUACUUGAACAAUAUGUUGACAAAAGAAGCUUUCAGCGAGUAUGUCUCUAUCUCACAAGGUCAGUUUCCUUUUUAUCUUCUUAAUUCGUAGUUGUAUUAUUGUCACCAGACAUUGAAUUUUCACAAUCUGAAGAACUGAAUUUUAUUAGAUGCAUAAAUUAUGAGGAAAUUACAAAAAAGUGGUGCAUACAAAAUAAUGUAAAUUAUGUUUCAUGAAGAAUGUUUAUCUCGCUUUUUCUUAAGAAAAACCAUUGACACUAACUAUCAAUAACUGCAAAAUACUGAUCAUCAAAUUGAUUCUUGCUGCAACUUUAGGUGCCAUUUUUUUUUUCACUUGCCAUUGCAAACAAAAUGGUCACAGCUUGGAGCACUGGCUUUUGCUGUUUGCAGUGGCUCUUUAUUAAUUUUAUUGAAGGGUUACAGUGACAGAGUGUAAAUGCUUUACUCCAUCUAAUGUUGAAUUUUCAACCACAAUCUUUUGCUUAAAUUGCCUGAAUUUUUGGUACCUUUGAAGUUUUGUGUGAGAGAUUUUGAAAAUUAUAAUAGUAAUGGUUUCAAGUUAUAAUAGAGGAUUUUACUUUGAGCUGGAAAUUCUCUCAGAGGAAUGGAAUGUGCACUUGUACUCUACAUGUAUUUUCUGUUUUUUCAUCUCUAACAUAAUCAUUUAUUUCCUCUCUUAGCUGUGUAAGUUAUGUACCAGAACCAGAGGAUAGCACACUUUUGAAGACAGCACUAAAUAUAUUUAGAAAGUUUGAUCAUCAACCAGAGGCCAUGAAGUUAGCUAUCCAACUAAAUGAUGUGGAGCUCAUCAAAGACAUUUUUGUGUCUUGCACAGGAAGGUACAGUACUAUAAUCCAAUCAUCCGUUACAUUGUAUAUUAUCGUGGUAUGUCCGAGUUUAAAAUAAUUUUGUUGUGAAGUACAUUUGUACAUCAGACGUAAUUUUGAUUGACCAGUGGGAGCAGUUUUUCCUAAGGCGUGAGUUCCUUUGUAAGGAUCCAGAUCAGAAGUAUGAUGCAAGAUCACUCACAUCAUGGUGCAUCAUCAAAGAUACCAACAAAUCCUUUUCCUGAUGGGUCUUAAUAGCAGUUCCUUUAAUGAAUGAAGAGCUAAACUAUGUUGGAUCAUAAUUCCCACUCUGGAUUGCCCCUGAGGAUUUCACCCCAGAUACAUGUAUCCUAAAGUAAAGACAGAAGUCAAUUGUAAAGAAUUAAGCCCAUUUGAGUUUUUUUAGACUGAUUUUGAGGUGGCUGGAUUGUGGAUGAAGCAACCUUUUGCUUGCUUGACUUGAGUUCUCAAAUACGCAAUAAUCCUUUAUGAAUUUUAAAACGUAAGUAUGGCUAAAGUAAACAAAAUCUUUUAGUAAUUCGUUUGGGUAUCCAAAGCUUCUUCACAGCCAAGAUUUCCUUAUUUCCUCCUGCUCAUGGAUUGUUCAUGAGUUAAUUGUCCAAACCAAAAAUGCUUUAAACAUUCAACAUGUGGAUAAGACAAGAGAAACCACAAAGGUUGUUUUCUUCUCUGCUUUUUUUCAGUGAUGACAAAAAAUUAAUACAGAAACAAAUGGCAUUUAUGUUGGCAAGGCAGCAAAUCUACCUGGAACUGGAUGAGAGCAUGGAUGAUUAUGAUGACUUGGCAGAAAUAAUGUCCAAUGCACAUCUGAACAACAACUUUCUUAGCCUCGCUAGGGAGGUAAGAUAAUAUUAUUAUCUUUUGCAUGGGUUCUAAUUUUGAGAAACAGACCAUGACAACUGCAGAAUUAAAAAAUUAAAUUUCUCUUUCCUUUUGAAGCCAGUUUGAUUUGAUAUGAGUCUCAUUUUUUUGAGCAUGUGGGAUCACUUUGUGCUAUAUAAAGGUGAUGUCACACAUGACGAUUUGCUGCAACACUUUUAAGUGCAGUGAAGCUUUGCAAUGUUAGAACAAUGUUGCAACCAUUUAAAACAAUGUCACAACAAUGUUGUAAAUAAUGCCAGGUUUUGCUAAAAAUCAUUGUUUAACAUCACCUUGUAUUGCAGUACUUCUGCUGUCCAGGGAUGUUUAUGUUCAAAAUAGCAAGUAUACAAUGAAGAACACAAGCCGAACCAAACGAAAAACUGUGAUAGGCAUGCUGUAGUGCUCAGAAAUUGUCAAUGUUACAAGACUUUCAGUUCUUUCCUUGUCAUAUCCUUUCAUGGGGUUCCAUUUGAAAACCCUACCAUCGCAUGAUUACCAUGAUUAAACUUUUUUCACAUUAACUGAAUGAUCUCGCUCAACUGAAAUGGAUGUCAAGAACUGUCAACAAAUGUUCUUGGAAAAAAAAAAACAAGUUGAAAACACUUUUCCAUGGUCUAUAGUCUUAUCCGCCCUAAAAACAACGUGAAAAUGUUCAAAAGUUCCAAGUAAAACCACUUGCAUGUGGUUCAUGGUUCACUGUUGACAGUAGUCAGAGUUAUUAUAGGCAGCACUUUCCUUUCAGUCAUUUUAAGACCCUGAGUAUUGCUCCAGAUGAGAAUCAAACUCGCCCCAACUACCUUAAAGUGUGGUACCAGCUGAGCUAACUAUAGCCUUAAGUUAAGUGAAACCCCGUUAAUACGGACACGGGUGGCGGCAUAAAAAGUGUCCUUAUUAACAGGUUGUCCAUAUUAAGCGGCUAAAAUUUAGAGAAAAUGUAAGCGCUUUUCUUCGCCAUGGACAAAGCAAACUGUCUGUGACAAUGAGGUGUCCAUAUGAAUGGAUAAUUUUCUGCUGAAUUUAAGCAUAUUACUCUGAAAAUUGUUACUUUGCUCAACUAAAAUUUGCAUUGAAACUAUCAACCAUGAGAGAGUGAGUCCUGAUGUGUGAAUUUUAUACCUUUUUACAGUUGGAUAUAAUGGAGCCCAAAGUACCUGAAGAUAUUUAUAAAACACAUCUUGAAAACAAAGGUAAUUAUCACCUUGUCACUUGAUAGGCAUUUUUAUUACUAUUUCUUAGAAAAGAUUAUGAUUAUUUGUGUAUUAAGUUCCCAUCCAUUUUCAACAUAAACUGUAAAUACUAUAGUACACUUGCAUGAACAUGGUUUUAUUAGUUUUUAAAUUGAGUGCUUAUAUAACUAAAGUUAUUUUGUGGUGUACUCUUGAAAACCAAACUACAUAAACUAUAAUCCGUGACAUUAGAACUUAAUUUAGGUCAAGUGAAGCAAUAACGUUGCCAUGUUGUGCUCGACCUCCUUUUCCCAGUCUCUUUCAAUGUUGGCCUCGAACUUGGACAAUUCCACUGAAGAAACCAUUACAAAACAACAUUGGAAGAGAAAAAGACAGGUAUCAGAGCAGUAUGACCCAAGUUGAGUGUCCUUGGUUGCAGAAUGAUACUGUGAGUUAGCUUUUAUCAAAAGCUGUAGACUUAGCUUCUGGAGAGAUACAAAAUAAUGUCUAUUUUUUAAUGUGCAGGGGUUUCAAGUGGUGUGGCCCUCGACUCUGCUAGACAAAAUUUAGCUUCUUCAUUCGUGAAUUCGUUUGUUAACGCUGCUUUUGGUACUGACAAGUUAUUGACAGAAGAUGGAAAUAAGUGGAUUUACAAAAACAAAGAGCAUGGUAAGCAAAAGAGACAUUUGAUACAGUGUGGAUAGGAUGGGGAGACCUUCAGGUCAUAGGUUAUAACAUCAACAAAAACAAAAAGCACCGAGUGCAAAAAAGAUAAUUAUGUGCAUAUUAUACUAGAUGCUCCUUUUCUGGCUAGAACGCUGCCACUGUUGCCUUUUUAGUGGCUGAGUACAUUCUUUGAUUGUUGUUUUUUUUUAAGGGAGCUUUGUCAUGCUAUUUGUUAUCUUUUUGAAGAGUUAACACGUUUCUGUUCAUCAAUUGAAUUCCAAAAACAUUGAGCCCGUGUUUUGUUAUUUAAGACUAUUUUUAGGUAUUGAAACUGUUGCUGUGGAUGACAAGGAUACACAUGGAUUGAAACUGGAUAAAAUUGGGCCAAUUUGUCCAAGUUUCAAUGCUAUGGCGGCAAAAAUAAUCUAAAAUUAAUCAUGAUUAGUGCUUCUUGAAGAAUUUUUUUGUGUCUUCUUCAUAGCUCUACACGAGUUGAGGGUAAAGGCACUAAAAUUAAUGUGAUUGAAAAAUAAAUUAAUCGAUAAAUUAAUAAAUAAUGAUUUGGAGGUAGCACAUCCACAAAGUGGUUCUUCGUCUACCUGAUUCCUGGUUGAAUUGGAAUUUGGAAAUGUUGGUUUUUGAGGAGGGGAAAACCGGAGUAGCCGGAGAAAAACCUCUUGGAGCAAAGGAGAGAACCAACAACAAACUCAACCCACAUAUGGCAUUGACGCCGGGAUUUGAACCCGGGCCACUUUGGUGGGAGGCCAGCGCUCUCACCACUGCGCCAUCCCUUGCCCCCAAACUUGAGCACUGAAUUGACCCAAAACAGCGAUAUCCUCUUGACCUGGCCCCUAUGAAUUCUCUGAAUUUGUGCAUUUUAGGCAUGAUGAGUACAACCGCUUCUUUGGGGCUCAUUUUGUUAUGGGAUGUUGAUGCAGGACUCACACAGAUUGACAAAUAUUUAUACUCAACAGAAGACUAUAUUAAGGUAGUGUACGUUAAAAGCAGUAUGUUCAUUUAAAAUCAAGAUCUACUUACCUUACAUUUACGGUAUUGAUUUUUGAUUAAAAUUUAUGAGCUGGGUGUUGAGCACAAAGUAAUAUAUCGGUGUUUUAAGUAUUUUAAAUAAUUUUUCAUUUCACUUCAAAAGACAGGUUUUCUGACUUGUUUCUUUUUCUCUUUUUUUGGUCACGAUCUAAUCAAGCUCCACCUCUACAUGUCUUAUAACUGUUAACAAUACUUCCUGCGUGGGAAGUGCAUUGUUCUUUUGACUUACAGUAGCUCACUUCGUGUUUCGUGGCAUCUAUAAUAAUCAUAGUUUUGAAAGCCAACCACAAAUUGCGUGUGUUAUCCUCAUCCAGAUGCUUGCUUUUAAAACUGUCAAAUUGCUUGCUUCCUGGUUAGCUGUUGCUUUGCUUUAGUUCUUACCUUUUCUUUAGAAUGAUGUUCAUGUUAGUUGGACAGCUACUUAAGUUAAAGCAGAUUAUUGAAUGAGGCUGGGUAGGAUGUGAAGAAUUAAGCAGAUUGAGGAGGAUGUUAUCGGCCGAGGCUGAAUUAGGCCGCGGUGGAUAACACCCUCCGAGAUCUGCAUAAUUCUUUACAUCAUACGAAAGCCUAAUUCAAUAAUCGUUUUAUUAUUCAUUCAAAAUAUUUUAAAGGUCUUAACAAGCUUAUCUCCUCGUAGACUUUUAUUAUUUUAUUAUUGUGUUUACAUUAUAAUAUUACUUACCUUAUAUUGGGUUUUCGUACACUAAGUGUCUAUUCUUGUCAGGCUGGUGCGCUAUUGGCUUGUGGUAUUGUGAACUCUGGAGUGAAGAAUGAAUGUGACCCAGCCCUUGCUUUGCUAUCAGACUAUGUUCUACACAAUAAUAAUAUCAUGAGACUUGGAUCUGUCGUUGGGUAAGUGAAUAUCCUUGGUUUGUAAUCAUCGUAUAUGCAUGAUCUGUUUUUAGUAAUUCUUAUCGAUUGCCCGCUACGACUUGAAUUAGCACCUCUACAUGUACCUUGCUUUCAAGAGUCCCGGAUCUGAUUAUUGGGCUGGCUGUGGCAAAUGCCAACCUAGUUAGUAAUUGAUCCGGAAGAAGGAAAAAACACUUUUUUUCAGAUUGACCUGGAGAGAGAUGAGUUAAAUUGUUUUUGCUCCAACGAGUCCUUUGUAGUUCAGUAGUAGAGCAUCUGCUCCAGUAAAUAGAAGGUCAUAGGUUUGACUCCUGUUGGGUGAAAUCAGAUUCAUUUUUGUCCGUGUCACUGACAGAAAAAAUAGUGUCGUUACUUUUUUUUACUUUUUUUUUUUUUCCUAGGCUUGGUCUAGCGUAUGCAGGUUCUAACAGACAAGACGUGUUGUCUCUAAUUCUUCCUGUUCUAGCUGAUCCAAAGUCAAACUUAGAGGUGAGGAUAUUUAGUUUUACAUUCAUAGCUGGUCGGGAUCUUUUAUAAAAUAAUCACACUGUUUUUCAGGUCAUCGGUAUGGCAGCAAUCGCUUGCGGUUUGGUUGCCAUAGGAACAUGUAAUGGUGAUGUGACGUCAACCAUUCUUCAGACAAUGAUGGAACGAUCGGAGGCGGAAGUCAAAGAAACGAACUCUCGUAACUUGGCAUUAGGACUUGGGCUGACCUUCCUGGGUAAGAUGCAUGUUUGAUUGAAGGCAAAGCUGAGAAGUAACAUUUCUUCAACACAUCAACCCAUUCACACCUGAACUGCUCGUAACCACCCUUGUCGACUUCUUUUGUCCCGCUAGUUACGUUGUUUGAAAAAUCUUACACAACUUUGGCACGCAACUUCUGCUAUGGGGAAGAGAUUAUUCAAUUUCAAACCCUACCCGAAUAAGCAUGAUUCAAUCAGACAGGCCUUAAAAAGGGCAGGAAAAAAAAAUGCAAAGUACUGCCUUUAAAACAAUUUCAUGAUCAAUGGGUUCUUCGCGAAAACGUUUCCUAUCGAAAUGAAACAAAUUAAAUCCCCAGCAAAGAAAACGUAAGGAGAAAGAGAAGGAGAAGAGGCGGGAAGGUGAGAAGGCGCAGUUAAAAAUCUAGGAGGCAGUGUCACUUUUACAUCUCGAAACUUGGCCUUCCGCGCAUGUAAUUUAGCAUCAGGAACAGAGGGCAGCGAAGUACUGGACUCUCCCGCGGCAGGUAAGCUCAGUCAGUUGAGUGCUUGACUGUAGAACGGUUUCGAUUCCCGGGGCCGGACAGAUACUCAAGGUCUUGAGAUUAUUGAGAAAUGAAGGUACAGCCUUUGUCCUGCAAACUUCGAGACUGUAAAUAACGUUUUCGGGCUUUUUUGGUUCAUUUUUGUCCAGAUAGUGACCAGAAAACGGCUCGAAUAGCUUCAAACGCAGCUCUUGCGGCGAAGGAGAAAUUUUAUGGUCACUGAUAGCAUCGCGUUUCUAAAUCCUUUCUGUUUCGAGUUUAGGAUUAAAUGUAAUUCGCUAGUACGCAUUGUUUCUGAGUUUGUCACUGCCCUUGACGUUUCAGUUGAAGCUCUUGGUUUGUGUUUUCAGGGAAACAAGAAGCAGCAGAAGCUACACUAGAGGCUCUGAAAGUCGUUCCUGAACCGCUUGGAAAGUGGGCUUCUAUCUUGGUGGAAAUCUGUGCUUACGCUGGUAAAUUUCACCCAUUUAAGUUGUUUUGAAAAAUCGAUAAAUUGUACACAAAUUGUUGAAUUGACUAACUUACUUGUGGAGGAAAGUUUCAUAAUUCAUAACACAGGAGAACGUUUUAACUGUUUUGUUUGUUUGUUUGUUUGUUUGUUUUUUAAAGUUAACGUGGAGCCUAUUUUAAGGACCCUCAAAACUGAACCAUUAUAAUUCACUUUCCAAGUUCAGGGUCAGAUUGUAACUUUGUUUCGGGUGUGUCCUCCUAGCAUGCGUAGCAAGCGUCAGCAAAGAAAGACCGAGGAACGGGAUUUUCGGUUCUGGCCGCGCGAAAAACUCGUUCCUCGUUCCUUGCUCCGAAACCAAACGGAAACGCCAAAUUUGUAAGUCACUGUUGUUUGAAGGUACUGGAAACGUUCUGAAAAUCCAAGAGAUGCUACACAUCUGCAGUGAACACUUUGAACAGAAGGACGAAGAAGAGAAGGAGAAAGAUUCCAAAGAUAAAGACAAAGAUAAAGAUAAGAAGGCUGAGAAGUCAGAUGAUGGCAGUCAUCAGGGUGUGGCAGUGUUAGGUAUCGCUUUAAUGGCCAUGGGUGAGGAGAUUGGUGCUCAGAUGGUGCUCAGAACAUGUAAUCAUUUGGUAUGUGUCCAGGACAAGUCACCCUUUAAAACUUUUCUAUCGUCUUAUUUUGCUUGUCAAAAACAACAACAAUCAUAAAACGUCUCAUACCUCUCUUUUGCGCACCAAUUCAAGCUCUGUUGGAUUGUUGAUAGUAUUCUUUGACCUUAUUAAACUUUAAUAAGGUCAAAGAAUACUAUCAGCAAGGGACGCAGGGCCAUAAAAGCGUAUUUUAAACUUCGUGGGCAGUGAGGUGAAAGGAAGUGCGAUUUUUUCAGUCUUUUGUUUGCUGUUCCCUUUCAGUGAUUCGAUCGUCAUCUGAAAAUUGUCUUUGUAUAGAUUUAAAUCACACAAGUAAACAGCGCGUUCAUAUUAGAGAACUUACGCACCAAGCGCGAGAAUUUUGCUUGAAAAGAGCAAUAAAUUAUAUCAGCAAGGGUCGAGGGCAUAGAACCGUGUUUUAAACUUCGUGGGCAGUGAGGUGAAAGGAGGUGCGAUUUUUUCAGUCUUUUGUUUGCUGUUCCUUUUCAAUAUAUUAAUUAAUGAAAAUGAGCUUUCUUUUGUUUGAUUUAAAUCACACAAGUAAACAGCGCGUUCAUAUUAGAGAAGUUACGCUCCAAGCGCGAGAAUUUUGCUUGAAGAGAGCAAUAAAUUAUAUCAGUUUAAAAGGGUCGGGGGCACAGAACCGUGUUUUAAGCCUCGCUGGCAGUGAGGUGGAAGGUGUUAUUUUGUUCCUUUAUUGUUUACUUACGCUCUUCAAUGCAUUCAAUGGGAUGUGAUUUUUAUUCAAAGAAGUUAAUUCUUGUUCAAACAAACGACUGUAAAAUAUAACCGUCAUUUACAUGAAGAAUAAACUUUCCUGGCGCAGAAUUCAAACAGUGCCAACUCGGCAACAGAAUAUAAGCGGGCUGUUAAAACCACUGAUCAGAGCGCCGCGAUCAAACCACCUGAAUUGUAAGUUCUCGGCUCCUUCGAUUCAAUCCGUGGUUAAAGUUCCUUAUAAUUGUUACUACGAUGUUUACCAUAAAAAAUGAAGUAUGUUUUCUUAAAAUUUGCAGCCAGUACGCGAAGCGCAAAAUAAACAAUACAGUUCGGGUUUGUUCGUCUCAAAUCUCGUCUGUUCGGCACUUGCCUCACCCCUCACUACUGCGUCGUCCGUUUCGCCAGUCAACUAACAGUCCUACCCACCCCCUAAGGGGAAAUUGCUCCAUACUUCGGUACCGCCGAAAAUUCAAAUCUCAUCGGAAAGAAGUAAUCGGUAAUGUUGAAAUUUGCCGUGCGAAAAAGCUAUUGUUUCACGUUGAUCGUUUUUGUCCUUAAAAGGCAAGAAACGAUCAAAAAUAGCAAUACAAAACAAUACCCAUUGUGCUCGAAUUCAGGUCGCUUUUCUUGAUACGAAAAUACAUUUAUCGUAACAGCUACCACUCUAAAAAAACGAGAAUUUCAGACGAGAAACACCGCCGUUAUUAUAAGGUGGACUGGCUUGACGAUUUCUUUCUCUCGUCUCCAAUUUCCUCGCUUUUCGUCGCGUUGGCCAGCGUUAUUUAAUGCCUCAUUCAGUUUUUCUUCUAAAGUUGCGUACGUUUUUUAAAACAGUAACGGGUAACGAAUCCUUGUUAUUAGGUCGGUAGCGGCUUGAAAUGUCAUCAUCUGACUAACAAACCUGAGGCCGACGGUGCACUCAUUAUACGGGUAUUUUAAGAUACUUAAAGUUGCGUGGAAAGGAAGAAAGUCGAAGCAAGGAUUUGAGGUGACACUAGGGAAUCGAACUCUUCUCGGAACCUCUCGCAAAGAGAAGGUUUUUUGUUUUGCCUUCAUGGAGGUUUAUUAAGUGCCGCUCUGUAACAGUGUUGUUGUUGUCUUGCUUCAGCUGCAGUACGGUGAACCGGUGAUACGCCGUGCAGUUCCAUUGGCUCUGGCCCUCCUUUCAGCUUCUAAUCCUCAACUAAGUAUCAUCGAUACUCUCAGUAAGCUGUCUCAUGACAACGAUGCCGAAGUGGCACAUAACUCUAUCUUCGCCAUGGGAAUUGUAGGAGCAGGUACGUUUGUUACUGUAGCUUUAUUGUCGGGGAGUGAGAGGAGGAACUCCAGGAAAGUCUCAGUGGGUAUACUCCACAAAAUCUUACCCAAUUGCACACUUGAACCACUGUUUCUAAGAGUGAUAGAGGGAUUUUCGUAUGACCUUGAAAUCGCGCCAACAAAACAGAAACAAACGAGCGGAAAUAAAGCGAUUUGAUUGGUUUAUCGAACGGAUACAAACGCGCGUGGCUUUUGGUUGGUUAAGCGAACGUUCGGGUGAAAAAACUUCACGCCCGAGAACUUUCUAGAAAUCAAUCGAUACUUCUCUUUGACGUCAUACUUGAACACAAAAGGCCAAUCGAACAAUGCCUUCUCCAUAUUAGCGUUUCUUUGGUGGGAAAACGAAGAGGCCAUGUUUUGAUCUUUUCAUCCAUUGGCUGAUAAAACAAAUGACGAACACUCACCAAAACCACUUUUCAAGGACAUGCGAAAAUCGCUCUAAACAAAUAACCAGUUCAAGAAUCUGGCUCAAAGCGCAAAACCUUACCCCAUUUCAGACCAAAAAAUGGCUAAAAUCUAUACACCCAACCUCAGACUAAAUAAACCAUACCCUACCUUAUAUAGGGGACUUUCCCCCGCGCUCUAGUCUAGAUUCAUUUUGUGGUUAACGAAUCACUAAUGAUCAAACCCCAAAGAAACCAAAAACAGAAAAUUUUGUAUCUCCAAAGUAAGACUAAACUGCAGUAAAAAAAUAGAAUAACCCAAUUCCUGCCAAACGGUCUUUACCUCACUGAGUUGUAGGAUCGAGUUUUAACAUGCAUCAAUAUUGUGUCCAAGGUAAAUUUCGUGUUCAUCUUCGUUGAUAGUACUCUUUGAGCUUGACCUUCUCUUUUCAAAAACUAUUUAACUUACAGUAUAAACGUAGUGUGGCUCGUGACAGUGAAUCUCAAGGAGAACGGGCAUAACCGAAGAUAUUAAUUUAGAUUGCGAGCAGUCUCUUAUUUUUUUUUUGAGUCACAGUAGAUCGAGAGCGCGUGUGAGGGGCCGCGAGGAACGAGGGCGGAAGCCCGAGCGAAGAAAAAUUAAUAUCUCCUCCUUUUUUUCGCUUGCCGUGCGUGGCUCUGAGGAAAGAAAGACGACCGCUUGCGGUCUAAUGUUAAUUAUGUACAGCUAUAAAAUCUGAGUUGUACAGUGCACUUGCGUCCAGAGUUCAGAUGAUCUUUAUGUGUUACCUGGGAAUACAUAUUUUCGCAGACAAAUGAUGCAAGUUGUUCUGUAAAUUUAUUGUGCACAGGUACCAAUAAUGCCAGACUUGGUGGAAUGUUACGGCAGCUGGCCAUGUACUACCACAAGGAUGCUAACAAUCUGUUCAUGGUGCGACUUGCACAGGUCAGAAGGGGUUAAUUUUUAAUAGACUUUUCACAGUCCCUUAUUUUUCCGUAAGAUCGUCGAGAUCGAAAACUUUGCGUUCCGGGGGGCCAUCUUGGAUGAGUGUCAAAUCUACUGAUGAAACCAAGAUGGCCGCCCGUACGAUAAGCGCUUGAUCCUGACGAUCUGACGAAACAAUAGGGAAUUGUGGACAGCGUAAUUAAAAAAAACUUAGAUAAACACAGUUGAGUGUGUUGGUGCAGCAUCGGUUGGGCGUUUAAACCCUGAAGUUGAAAUUUGCAUACACCGCAGUAAUUGUCCAUCCUUACACAAUCAAAAACAUCCGCAUCUACGAACUAUUUCAGCGCGCUCCUAACACUUGCAAUGCUCCGUGCUGAAGUCCCAAGGAGAUUUAAAAGCUUAAGCAACCACGACGGCGACGGUGACGGCGACGGCGACGGCAGCGAAAGUGUAUUCCCGUUAUUUCACGCUUCAUCCCCGGCGAUUAUUCCAACUCGCGGCACAAUUUGUCAAAUGCUGGUGGAUGUUCCUAAAGCGGUGUUUAAGUCCUCUACUAAACGUCACGCAAGAGAAUUUGACAUUUUAGUCGUCCUGUGACGGCCAGGAAAUGUUCCAGAAAGUGUGAUGUACGUGCAGAACUGUUGUUUUUCCUAUAAAACCUGUUGCUUUUUCAUGUUCCCGUUGCCGUCGCUGUAAUGUUUGCUUUCACUUCUCUAUCACAACUCUUCCAAUAUCAGCAACUACAUAAAUGGGAAUUUGUGAAAUAUGACCAACUUUGCUACACGGCAACUUCCGUUAGUGCCUUUGCAUGGUGGCUGUGGGAAAAGAUUUCUGGACCAACAAUUUCUUUUUGCUGUUUAUCGUCAGGGCUUAGUUCAUCUUGGUAAAGGAACCCUUACACUUGGUCCUUAUCACUGUGACCGUUCCCUAAUGAUGCCAGUAGCUGUAGGUGGCCUCUUGUCUGUUCUCGUGUCAUUCUUGGAUGUCAAAAAUGGUAAGUUACUCGUCUCGUUCCUAAUAGGCCCUUUCUAGAGCUUGGUCACGUGCUUGGAUACCGCAAAGCAACGGCUCGCUCGAUGGCAAGCCAUCCAGGCGUUCAAUCCGAUCACAAAGCUUAGUGUGCGAUCGAGCAACGCAUUCCUAGUUUAAUUAUUGCGUGGAAAAUUAAUCAAAAUGACUGGACUAGAAGAGUUUAAAGGCGUCAUUGAAUUAACCUUGGAAGGUUUUGCCCGAUCGCGCUCAAAGUUUUGUAAUCUUAAUGAACGCUUGUGUUAUCCAAUUACAUGACCAGGUUCUGCAAAGGGCAAAUUAAGGUGGUACUCUAUGGGUAACCGUUUAGUGCGCUUUUAACCGUUCUCGGAGUCAAUUCGAACAGAAAGAAUAUUGAGAUUUCACUUUUCAUUGCUGAUGUCUGAAACGUCUUAACGAUACAAUCUAAGUUGCUCUUGCACACUUGUAUUUUUCUUACUUUCGAUCAUCGAAUUAAAAGUCUUCUGGAGACCAUAAUUAUUAUCAUAAACUUCCAGUAAAACGGGGGUACCUCAUGACUGGCAGUGCGCAAAAAAAAACUUUUAACACAUCACGAGAAUCUCAGGCCACUGAAAUGGAGCGAUAAUUUGAAGUUUCGUCAACUUUUCAUACUCUGGCUGGUCACUUGAUUCAUAAAAUGCGUAUCAUUGCUUCUUUAAUUAUCCAAGAAUUCUGCUUGCCAGAAAGAGUAAUUUCAAUCACUUUCUAACCUAAGUAACCUAAGUUCUUCUUUCCACGCCCAGCUGGGCUUAAAUUGAGAGCCUCACCGAGUGUUUGCGAGACGUGUAUCUCCAGUCGAACCGAACUAUUCUCACUGUAUGUUUUUCCUGUCUUCAGUUAUCCUCGGCAAAUCGCAUUAUGUCCUGUUUAACUUGGUGUCAGCCAUGCAGCCCAGAAUGUUGGUCACAUUUGACACGGACCUGCGACCUUUACCAGUUUCUGUUAGGGUUGGACAGGUAAGUGGUAGGCCUAUGGUGAAAGACGCCUAAAAACAGGGGGGGGGGGGUCCACUUUUCAAGAUGCGGCGCCAGGACACUAAGAUAGCCUACGAGCAGGUUCACUUUCCCUGGCGCGCUGACGUACAAGUGAGUCUGCUCACAGGCUGGGUACCAGGAUGACUGGUGUUAUCUGAAACGUUGAGGCUCCCGACGUUAGAACGAAACCAGUGUUUGUCUCGACAAAAAAGCUCUUUCGUUACGGCGAAUAUGCUUUUCUUAUUUUGCUCGGAUAACACAGAACGACGCAAACAAAGAAGAAAAUUAAGCAGUUAUGUUCGAUGGAUGAGCGCGAUUAUCCUAUCGUUGGCCAUUAAUUUCAUAAAUAACAGCGUGUACAUAUGGUCACAAUUUUGGGCGCCCCAUGUGAUGCUCCCAGAUUUUUUCGGUUUCGCUUAACUUCUUUGGCAAAGGUGAAUGGGAAGUGUGUUUUUCUUCCUUUAUUCCCUGUAUGCGAGUCUGUGUUGCAGCUCAUGACAAUGACCUUUACCCCGCUCAUAGAAAAUUGCACGUUUGACACUCUUUCACCCCCACACCCAACCCCAAGAUCGCAGGCUAGGUAGCUCUCUCCCAACGAAAGGAACUGUGCUGCAAAAGUUAGGCAAAUUGAGCCUGGUGUUACCUGGUCGCCCGUUUGAGUGAAACCUGAAAAUAGUUGGGAGGAAUAUUUUGAUAUAACACAGCAAGGGCAAAAUAAGGCAUGGAUAGGCCAGGAUAUGAUAGCAAAUAAAUUUCAGCCUAAGAGUUUCUCAAAGUUCAUCUCUCUUGAUUGAAAUUUUAGUUAAGUCGUUCUAGGUACAAAUUUCUUCUUCACAAAGCUAUGAUUUUUUUUUAUUUACAAGUAAUACCUUCUUGAACGUUAAGCUCUUUUCCGAGUAAAGGCGAGAAAACAACAACAACAACGAGGGUUGCUUCUGCGUAACGGAACGUUUUAUUCCAGGUACUGGUUUUGAACCUCAUGACAAGGCGAUCGUGUUUGGUAGAAUUUGCGGUCAUUUUUCGUAGAGUUUGCUAACCUGAGAAAACAACUUACAUUUCGCGAAGCCACCACUGCUUUCACCGCGAAACGACGUCUGAGGAAUGAGCGCAAAAAUUUUAUGCUGGUUGAAGCAUUCCAUUCCAUGAUUGGUUGAUGCAAAUUCCUCAUUUGCUGUCAUUGCCAAAUUGGUGUUUUUUUCCCAGACAUCAUUUUUGGGGGCAAUCAGUGCUGGCGUCGCGAAAUGUUGGAUGUUUUCUCAGGCUAAGCGGAGGAUGGACGCUUUUGUGCUUGUACACCAGCUUGGUCGACGUGACGUCAGUUGAAAACAAGCAAUAACAAUUAGUUGGACGCUUUGUUCUAUUUACAUACAUUGACACUUGAUAGAGGAUUUUAUUUGACAUCCGUUGGUGCCAUUUCAUUGUAGGCAGUCGAUGUUGUUGGUCAAGCAGGAAAGCCAAAGACAAUAACAGGAUUUCAGACUCACACUACCCCAGUACUGCUGGCGUACGGAGAAAGAGCUGAGCUUGCAACUGAAGAAUGUAUCCUUUAUAUAUACUAUUUGCACAUUAUUUUUCAUCCCUUGGUUACUGAGUUUUCAUUGAUCUUAAUGCUAACAUUGUUGGAUUUUUUGUUGUAGAAGCAGUUCAAGUUGUCCCUUUGAACCACUAAAUCUGGUCCCUAAUUUUAUUCUUAGUCUUAAAUCCUCCAUCAUUUAAAAUCUUAUUCUUCACGUAUUGAUUCCUUUCUUUCAGAGAAUCUCUAUUUAAGUUAGCGCUUCGAUAUUGAGUACAGUGAAAAAGUGAACGCGAUAACAAGUUUGUAAUUUGUUUUUCUUAAAUAAGGCUGUUAUUCUCCCUUAACCUUCAAUUAACAGAUAUUUCCCUUGCGCCAAUUAUGGAGGGUUUCGUCAUCUUAAAAAAGAACCCUGAAUACGAGAAAUCAGAGUCUUGAGGUUGUGAAGAACAUCAAGUCUGUAAAUACGCUGCGCACUUGUCUCGAUACUAACCACCGUACCGUCUUUCUUGGACUGGAUCGCCUUGUUUCGGAGUAGUUAAAAACUAAAACUUCUUUUAGUUCUCAUGUAGGGAGAUUUGAAACCGAGUGUUACCGAGACAAGACCUAAUGUUUUAGCAAAUAAAAUUCUUUACAAU
Molecule: messenger RNA, 25058 nt
Organism: Porites lobata
Lineage: Eukaryota; Metazoa; Cnidaria; Anthozoa; Scleractinia; Poritidae
Source: the annotation of a GenBank genome assembly